AUGUCUCUUGUUCAAUCGUUUGCUGCUGCUAUUGAUCAACCUUCCAUCAAUUGGAAGAACAUCAUCUUAGGCUUCACCACUUUCCAAUUUUUAUUUGAAACCUAUUUAACAUAUCGUCAAUAUAAGGUCUUGCAAAAAGAUUCAUUACCACCAACUUUACAAGCUGAAAUUGAUGAUAAAACUUUUAAACAAUCACAAGAGUAUUCAAGGGCAAAGGCUAAAUUCAGUAUUUUCAAUCAAGUUUUCUCAUAUGUUCAAAAUGUUGGCUUCAUUGUAUUGGAUUUCUUACCAAAAUUAUGGUCUUUAGGUGGUGAUUUAUAUUCAAAAUCCAUCAAAUUCUUACCUGCUUUCGCUCAAUCAAGUGUUAUUGUUCAUAGUUUAUACUUCUUAUUCUUAUUACAAGUCAUCUCCACUGUUAUUUCAUUACCAAUUUCUUAUUAUCAAACUUUUGUUCUUGAAGAAAAAUUUGGUUUCAAUAAAUCAACAAGAACUCUUUGGAUUACUGAUGCUUUUAAAUCUAUUCUGUUAACUGUUUUAUUAGGGUUCCCAAUUCUUGCUGGGUUUUUGAAAGUUAUUGAUUAUUUUGGUGAUAGUUUUGUCUUUUAUGUCUGGAUUUUCUUAAUGUCUGUUCAAGUUAUUGCUAUUGCCAUUUAUCCAACUUUAAUUCAACCAUUAUUCAACAAAUUAACUCCAUUAGAAGAAGGUGAAUUAAAAGAAUCAAUUGAAAACUUAGCUUCCAAGAAUGAAUUCCCAUUAUCAAAAUUAUAUGUUAUUGAUGGUUCCAAAAGAUCUGGCCAUUCAAAUGCUUAUUUCUAUGGUUUACCAUGGUCAAAACAAAUUGUUAUUUAUGAUACUUUAAUCAAUACUUCAACAACCGAUGAAACUACCGCGGUUUUGGCUCAUGAAAUUGGUCAUUGGGCUUUAUCACAUACUUCCAAAACUUUAGUCAUUGCACAAGCUCAUAUUUUAUUUAUUUUCACAUUAUUUUCAGGUUUUAUUCAUAAUAAAUCAUUAUUUGAAAGUUUUGAAUUCUUUGGUCAAGAACCAGUUAUUAUUGGAUUCUUAUUAUUUAAUGAUAUUUUACAACCUUUAGAUAAUUUAUUAACAUUUUUCAUGAAUUUAUUAUCAAGAAAACAUGAAUAUGAAGCUGAUGAAUAUGCUGUUAAACAAGGUUAUGCUAAAGAAUUAUCAAAAUCUUUAGUUAACUUAAAUAUCAAGAAUUUAAGUUCUCCAGAUGCUGAUUGGUUAUAUUCAAGUUAUCAUUAUUCUCAUCCAAUUUUAGCUGAAAGAUUAGAUGCUAUCAAUAAAAAGGCAUUAGUCUAUAGCUCAAAGGAAAAAUAG
Molecule: messenger RNA, 1341 nt
Organism: Hansenula ciferrii
Lineage: Eukaryota; Fungi; Ascomycota; Saccharomycetes; Phaffomycetales; Wickerhamomycetaceae
Gene: STE24
Product: zinc metalloprotease
Exons: 1
Coding region: 1-1341 (446 amino acids)
Biological process (GO): CAAX-box protein processing
Cellular component (GO): endoplasmic reticulum membrane
Molecular function (GO): metalloendopeptidase activity
Source: RefSeq, a predicted model, not a curated record